AUGACAGAGAGUGGCGAAGGGAACCCUAAUCCCCUGACGAAAAUCAGCAAAAUCGAAACGGAGAUGGGAAGAACAAUCUCGGAUGCGAUAUUGGUGGAGAUACUUGCUCGAUUACCCCUGCGAACCAUCGCAAGAUUCAAAUUGGUCUGCAUAAAAUGGAAAUCGGAAAUCGAAUCGCCGUAUUUCCGCCGCCUCUUCGUCUCUGUCCACCGAAGCUCCCCCUCAUCAUCUUCUUCUUCCUCCUGGUCGCUCAUGUUCGCGCUUCGUCUUCCCAUCACAGAGGCUAUUGGCUUUCAUGGAUGCAACGCAUGGGAUCUCCCGAAAUCUCUUGCUUCUUACAUUUCGCCUUUUGAAAGGUACUCAGAUCUCCUUUGCCACUAUGUAGCCUCCUCCAAUGGAUUGGUUUGGAUCGAUGCCUUCACCAUUCCCAUCAGGAACUCGACGGAAUAUUUAAAAUCCUUCGUUGGUAAUCCAGUUUUACAGCAAUGGGUGGAAAUCCCUCCGCCUCCAUCUAAAUCUUCCCCCACAGGUUUGGUAACGCGUGUUGAGAACGGUGCCGUUUCGAGCUUUAAAGUUGUUAGGACUAAAGUUGAACGUACGGAGAUGGGAAUGAUGAAUGUAUGGAGUGUGUAUGUGUAUUCUUCUGAGACAGGUUUAUGGACUUUUAAGCGGAUUCGCUCCUCUUGUCGUGUCUCUGGUUUGGUUCCUGCAUUGAAUCUCGAUGGGAAGCUUUACAUGUGGGAUAAUAGAUGUGGAUCGGUUGAUACUGAGUUCGGAGUCCUUGUAGGUUAUGACUUCUAUGCUGAAAAAGGAGAUGAUGAUGAUGAUCAGUGUCGGGUUAUACCAUUUCCUUUGCCGGAUAACAAAUACGUUAGGAGAUGCUUGACUACUUCAAGAGGAGAUGUUCUGUACGUAGAGAUACUGUAUCGAAGAGAAGAAAUCGACAUGGCUUCUGUUGGAUUUGAUGUCUUUUGUUUUCCGUUGGCUAUGAAUCCUUACGACGCUGACAUCAUCUAUCUGUGGAGUCGACAGCACGAGUGUUUGGUUUCGGGUAACUUGAGGACUCUAGAGUUUAUUGUUCAUCAAGAAUCAGAGAAUUGGAGUAGCCUUGAAGGUUGUUGUUGUCGCAUAAACAAGAACGAUUCUAAGAGUCAUAUGAUUGUUUAUCGCAAUGAACAUUCUACUGAUGUCAUCGUGUUGUCCCAAUUCGUGCUUCCACCGUGGAUGGGCUCGGUUCCUCGUCCGCCGCAGAUUUGUUAG
Messenger RNA from Thlaspi arvense, 1260 nucleotides. NCBI's taxonomy places the organism in Eukaryota, Viridiplantae, Streptophyta, Magnoliopsida, Brassicales, Brassicaceae. The record is from the annotation of a GenBank genome assembly.